CGCAUUGAUCGUUCUCCGCUGAAAUACACAUCGUGAAAAUUACGCGUUACUUUUGGAUUUGAAUUUAAUGUUUAAAAAUUUCAGGAAAAAUAAAUCUAGUCAGGUUACGAUUGUUGAAAAUAUUCUCUAAAUGAAUAUCGAAAAAAAAAGAAAAAAAAAAUUGAUAAUAAUUCGAUAAAAAGAAAUUGAAUCGGUGAUAAUACAAUUUAAAAAUGAAUCCUUUAAUUAGGUGUUAAAGAAUCAAACAGUGUUCGUCUUUUUUUCUCACAUUAAGAGAUGAACGACCUCUGAAUAAAUUACCACAAGGAAGAUUACAUCAGACAAACGACCAAUUGGUCGUUAUUUAAUCAAAUAGGAAACACUUGUGUCUUCUUCUGAUGCAAUAAAAUACUCAAAUUUGCCAUAGUGAUUUUUAUCCGGUGGACUUGAAAUAUGAAUGCCUUUAGAAUUGCCAAAAAUGUUGGAACUACAUCCAGUAGACAUGGAAAUAGAAUUUUUAAAAGACCCCAUUGUUCUGCAAACUGGAAAAUGCCUGCAGAACUGGAGGAAGUCAAGGGGAAGCGAGCAACUUUUGGAAUGGGUUGCUUUUGGGCAGGAGAUUCAUUAUUUGGAGCAACACCUGGUGUAAUUCGUACUUGCGUCGGUUAUGCUGGUGGUAAUAAGGAAAAUCCAACUUACAGAAAUAUCAUGGAUCACACAGAGGUCAUAGACAUUGAAUAUGAUCCCGAAAUCAUCUCAUUCAAUCAACUUCUUAAUUUAUUUUGGAAUAAUCAUGAAUAUGGAUUAACUAGAAAAAUCAAGACCCAGUACAUGUCAUUGAUUUUGUACCACGACGAGGAACAGAAGAUAUCAGCUGAAAAGUCACGAGACCACGAACAAAGAGAGCGUAAUGAACAAUUGAUAACUAAAAUUAAGGAAUUUCAGAAAUUUUAUCCAGCCGAAGACUAUCAUCAAAAAUAUCGAUUACAAGAUCAUCCUUGGCUACUUGAGACUCUGGGAAUCACAAGUUCGGAAUCGUUGAGAACUUCUCCUGUUGCGGCAAAACUUAAUGGAUAUCUAGCUGGUGCAGUGUCUUAUGAACAAUAUAAAGAAGAUCUACCUCGACUUGGUUUUAGUGAAAAAGUAGCUGAAUACGUUGGCAAAAUUGUUGUCGAAAAACAAAAUACUGGUCUAUAUUGUUAGCAUUUAUGUGCAAAAAUUAUUCAUCAAAUUUUUAAUGUGCGACGAAGUCAAAUUGGAAAUUUUAGCCUGAUUACUUUUUAAUUAAAGACAAUUUUCUUAGGUACAAA
Messenger RNA from Leptopilina heterotoma, 1289 nucleotides. It is a transcript of the gene MsrA, whose product is annotated as peptide methionine sulfoxide reductase. The record is from RefSeq and is a predicted model, not a curated record. The coding region runs from base 433 to 1182 and encodes 249 amino acids. Gene Ontology annotation, molecular function: peptide-methionine (S)-S-oxide reductase activity. The transcript has 6 exons. NCBI's taxonomy places the organism in Eukaryota, Metazoa, Arthropoda, Insecta, Hymenoptera, Figitidae.